Messenger RNA from Naegleria gruberi, 2025 nucleotides. RefSeq lists its product as uncharacterized. The transcript has a single exon. NCBI's taxonomy places the organism in Eukaryota, Heterolobosea, Eutetramitea, Acrasida, Naegleriidae. The record is from RefSeq and is a predicted model, not a curated record. Gene Ontology annotation, molecular function: glycosyltransferase activity. Bases 1 to 2025 code for a protein of 674 amino acids.
AUGUUGGCAAUGUUUGUUUGGUUUUGCUUGGUGCUGUGUUUGGUGUUAAUAGCUUUUAGAGUGGCAUUACUUCAAUUCGAUCAGUCAUUCUUUAAUAAUAAUAUUCAAUUUCACACAACUCCAUUGAUACAUUCAUCUUCAAUUAGAUCAUCAGCAAAAACAUUGAUAAGGAGGAAUUUGGAAGGUAGCAAUUCACAGAAGAGAUUACCACUUUCAUCUUCAUUGGAAAUUCGACCUCAGCUUGAUAAGUCAACGUUGGAUUUCUCAAAGAAAUCAUCAAUAGCAACACUUGAUGAUUUGGAAAAGUUUGUCAAUUCGCCACUGCAGGUGAAUCCUCGUCAAGUGGAGAGAGCAUUUGCUGCCUUUCUGUCAGUUUCGUCUAAUGACAGAAAAGCUUUCGAUUACAUGAUUGGAGUUUUAUCUCUUUUUCAGAGUAUCAAGAUGAAUACACAAGACAUUCAACAAAAUCCAUUCAUUCUCGUCCUAGUUCCACCAAGAAUGAAUGUUGAAAAGUCAUCAGUCGAAAAGACACUAUACUUUAUGGAACAAAUUGUAAAUAAUUUAAGUGAACAAGAUCGACAAUAUUUUCACUUUUUCAUUGCUAGAUAUAUUGACAAUCCAACGAAUGGCAAGCACUCAGCUUCAAAUUCAGUAGAGAGGAGAUACAUGGACACGUUCAAUAAGAUUCACAUGUGGAGAUUGGAUGAAUUUGGUUACAAAAAGGUUAUCUAUUUGGAUGCGGAUGUGGUGAUUCUGAGACCAGAGAUUGAUCAUUUGUUUAAAUGUGGACACUUUUGUGCUGUUAGUGAUUUGUGUGUACCAGAUUAUUUCAAUGGUGGAUUGAUGGUUUUGAAACCUGAUACGAAAGUUUUUCUUGACAUGAAGGAGAAAAUGGGAUUGAAAGAAUAUCAGAGUUAUGAUGGUGGAGAACAGGGUUUUAUUAACAAGUACUUUAAUUUUCAGAAGGAUAGCAAGUUUUGGCCUUUGGAAAAGCUUGCAAGAGAAUCUGAAUUGGCCAAUCCUGUGGGUGGUUCAAUUGACUUGCAAGAAAGUGUCAAGGAUGAUGUUUACAGACUUCCAUUCAAUUACAAUGGUCAAGUUCCUUUGAUUUUCAUCUCAAAAUUAGGUUGGAACAAAAAGUUUGGUGACAAAUUCGUGGCUGUUCACAUAACUCUUCCUCUGAAACCCUGGGAAUUUAUUUCCUUUCCAAUAUUUGAUGUUUCUUAUUAUUGGUAUGCUUACUUUAGAUUUACAAAUGUUUAUAGAACCUUUCCAUGGACCCUCUUCACUGUUAAUAUCAUGCUGGUUUUGAGUGGUUUUGUAAUUCUUGACAGAGUGUUGAAUAGUAAGAGAAAGCUCACUUCAAUAUAUGGCAUGCAGUGGAUGGUGUCAUCUAUUGAAGAUAGAAUUAACAAGUUGAGUGGAAUGAAUGAUAGUAGAGAAUCCAUGUUUACAACAAUGGUAUUGAAUUUCGUCCCAAUAUUUCUCAUAAUCCCAACAACUGUAAUUCCUGUCAUUAUCUACAUGACUCAGUUAUUUGUACAACAUUAUGAUCCACACAUGAUUUGGUUGAACUUGAUUAUUAGUGUUGGCGCUGGUGCUUUCAUUGCAUUGGGGUUGUUUUCAUUGCUGGUUUCGUCUUGCACUCCCUCGAAUAUUUCCUUAAUGAAAUCACCUUCCACAAUUGUUGAUUAUGAACAAUUAGAGAAUAGACUUGGAGUUUCCAAUGGCACUGGAUUGAAUUAUUGUUUUUGGAUUAUGAUAUUUGUGAGCUAUAUGUUUUUAGGAUUCUUUUCACUCUUCUUGCUUCCAUCAUUCCUGUUUGGUUAUAUUUCCAUCAACAUUGCAUGCACAAUAUUGUACAGUACCAUCUUGUUGGCAUUGGUGAUAUUUAAGGUUAUUACUCCAUUGGCUAACCAGGUAAUUUUGCAUUCUAUCCGUGGAGGAGAUUUGUCAGUCAAGAAGUCUUGUGAAAUUGAUGAUAGGAAUGAAAAGCAACUAUUGGCUCAAUCUUCCAGUGCAUAA